This is a messenger RNA of Melampsora larici-populina 98AG31, 3251 nucleotides long. RefSeq lists its product as uncharacterized. Gene Ontology annotation, cellular component: cell cortex of growing cell tip; actomyosin contractile ring. Bases 1 to 3039 code for a protein of 1012 amino acids. The record is from RefSeq and is a predicted model, not a curated record. The transcript has 8 exons. Gene Ontology annotation, molecular function: MAP kinase scaffold activity. NCBI's taxonomy places the organism in Eukaryota, Fungi, Basidiomycota, Pucciniomycetes, Pucciniales, Melampsoraceae.
AUGUCUCGAUACCCCACUACCCCUCAAAGUCAAUUCGACAAUCAGUCUAUUGGUCUUUCAAGUUAUCAGCGUUCCGAAACAAGGCCUUCUCCAUCAUCUAGGUCUCAACCUACCACAUCAUCAAAUAAUUAUCCCUCCUCAAAUACGGGUAGCUCUGCCCCUGACCCCGAACAAAGUCGUCGUACUGCUCGAAUACAUUAUGACCAAUUGAAUGGCUGGCUCUAUCAGGGCCAGGGCAGUAACUCAAAAAGCUCUCAGAACCGAACCAAUCCUCGUGACAAGCUCACUCGUCUGACUCGUCAACAGUUUCAAGAACUAAGUACUGAUGUAUACGAUGAACUUUGUCGAAGAAUCGAACGCGGAGAACAGGAUGGUGGCGAAGGCAAAGGAGGAUCCCCCUUUUUGCUCUCCCGAGAUGAAUAUCAUCCCAAACGUAACCAAGCUCGACAGAAAUUAGCUACCCUUCCUCGUUCGAGAUUCAAAGAUUUGGCAAGUGAUGUAUUCUUUGAACUGGAACGUCGAUAUCCUGAAUUCCUUGAACCCGAGUUCGCCCCAACUCCCCCACGCAACAAUUAUCCCAAUUCUCAAGCUAGUAGUAACAAACCUCCCUCAGAUCCUCGACACAGACUGCCACCCAAUCCUUCACAGGCAUCUUCGUCAUCCAAGCCACCCCUUCGCCCUCUCCAGCCUAGUAACGGUGUAGCUGGUGGUGUACUUGCAAACGAUGUGAUUGUACCCGACAAAUCUACGUUUGUGAUGGAUCAAAAUGAGGCUUAUGACGAUGCAUCGUCCAUACGGUCCGGUCCGUCAAAAUUGUCCCUCAAAUCUAAUCCACUAUCGUCGGAGCGCGAAAGGGAUAAUCAGCGAGAGAGAGACCGACCACCUGAGACGGCAUCGACUGAACGGAGCGAUUACUUUGGCGUUGGUAACAGUAGUAAACGUGGUUCAGGCAGUCUAUCAUCAUUGAAAUAUAUAUCCAACAAGAGCCUUCCUUCUGAACCUCGCUCACCGGUUAAAGAUAGAUCCGGUAGCAUUAGGUCGACUCAUGAAUAUGAACGACGGAUCUCAGUUAUGCAAACCAAGAUCAAGAACCUUGAACAAGAGCUUGAACAGACCCAACGGCUGACGGAAAUGCGCGCUGAAGACUCUGAAAGGAUCAGUGAUCUAGAAGAACAGCUGACUACUAUGAAAGAGCGAUGUGCACGUCAGAGGGAAGAGUUGAAGGAACUUGAAGACAACCUAGAAGACCAAAGAAACUCAAACUCAAGAGAGAUGCAACUGGCGAACGAAGAAAUUAGUCGUUUGAAACAAGAGAUUGGAGACUUGGAACGAGAGAAUUCUAGGGCGGCUAACAAGCCAUCAUUAGCCAGUACAGCCAUUGUUGAUCGAUUAAAGGACGAAGUGAAGGAUCUGUUAAACGAGUUACGACAAUUGCAAAUCAAACAAGACGAAUUGGUAGCAGACCGGGAGGCGGAUCAAGAAACAAUACGUGAAUUGGAAGAAGACGUCACGUUCAACAAAAAACGAUAUGAAGCCGCCAAGACCGAAUUACGCCAUCUGAAACGUACAUCGGUACUUCAUGCUACCAAGAAUUUUAUCCCCAGCGAACGUUUUCCGGUCACUGGGAACGGUGCCAUUGCAGAUAUCCACUUUACGGCUUUUACAUCAUCGAUCGAUGAACUUUUACAGGCUGGUCGAUCAAAUGGCAACAAUGAAGUCAUCACCGCUAUGCGAACGGUUAUCACAGCUGUCGGUACCGUAGAUGAAGACAUUCAACAGUUUGAAGCCAAUAUAUCACGGACUAAUUCACUAUCAUCAGAAGAUCGAGACAAACUUGAAGGUCUUAAAGCUCGUAUUAAUGCUACCCUUAGCAACCUUAUCACGGCGGCAAAGAAUCAUGUUGUGAGCUUGGGUUUGUCACCGAUCAGCUUGUUAGAUGCGGCAUCAAGUCAUCUGAGUUUUAGUAUGAUUGAAUUGGUCAAGUUGGUUGGGAUGCGGAAAGCUAAUACAAUGGAGGUUGAACGUUAUGAAAACUAUCAUUCUAACGGUCGACAGGAUGAAGAUGAUGAUAGUUUAUCAAUCCUUGCUUCUCAAACUCAAUUUUCACAUCUGAACAAGAAUGGAAAUGGUUCUAUUGACAAGAAUUCAAAUAAGCCAUCUCUCAAAAUCAUUAGAGACCAACAAAAGGAAGAUACCAAAUUAACAUCUUUAAGAUCACCAUUUCCUCUGAAACCUCUUCAUAUUCGACCUGACGAGAAUCGAUUUCCUGAUACUCGUCAGCCUGUCACACCUCCUAAAACACCUUUUAAAAACAUUCGAGACCUUCAAUCUGCUUAUGAUGGUACUACUUCACCUGAAGCUGGACAUCGUUCACAGCAAUCAGCUUCGAUUAGCAAACUUGGAAGUAAAUACGAAGCUAUACGAUCACCUAGUGGAUUUGAUGGUAGUAACGAAUCUGAUUUAAGAGAUUCGGCUUCUGGUUCAUCUACCACUAAUCUUGAAAAAGUUUUUGAUUCACCUCCACGUCGAGCUAAUGUUGAGAUCAAUCCACUUCCAACUUCUAAUGGUACAUCAAGAGGCUUAGCUCAAUAUGAAGAUUCAGAUGUAAAAGAUAUCAGUAACUUUGGAUUAGGAGUCUCAAGGGCUGAGGAUGAGGAACGAGAGAAAUUGAAAGCAUAUCUCGAAACUCAAACCGAAUCGAUUGUAGCAUAUAUUCAAACUUUAUUAUCAGCCAUUAGAGGAGGAGGAGCACAAGGAAGUCAAGCCUUGACUGAAAACUUAACUCAAAUCAUUACGAUCGUUUCAUCAAUUGUGGCCAUGACAACAGAUUCAUUACCUCCUAAACCUGAAACCGAUCGAAUCUUGAAUGAAUUAUCAAAUAAUUGUAAUAGGUUAAGUGAAAUGCAAGAGAUUAGUGGAUCUACUAUUUUUACUAAACAAACUAAACAAGCUAUGGCUGCUGCUAGUUUUGGUGUGGCUAAAGCUUUGAAGGAAUUGAAUUCAUAUAUUGCUGGUGAUGAUGUAACUUCUGUACUUUAAAUGAAAUAAUUAAAUGAAACACCAAAAAAAACAUUGAAAGAAAAAAUGUCAUAUAUAUAUAUAUAUGUUUUAUUGAAUGUGUGUGUGUUUUUUUCAUAAAAAAGAUUUUAUCAUCUUUUGUUCAUCUUUUUUUUCCCUACCUGUGAACUUUCCUUUUUUUUAUUAAAUUCUAAUGAUCAUCAUAUUAAAUUUAACAAAUCAUCCAUUUUUCU